Molecule: messenger RNA, 4780 nt
Organism: Heterocephalus glaber (naked mole-rat)
Lineage: Eukaryota; Metazoa; Chordata; Mammalia; Rodentia; Bathyergidae
Source: RefSeq, a predicted model, not a curated record
GAGACCUGAAAGAGGAGAAACAGUCCACAGAAGGGCAGGCAGAAAGCAGCAAGGCUUCAUUCUGUCCUUUUUGUUCUGUCCACGGUGCAAGCCUAUUGGUUGGUGUCACCCAAAGCCCGGGUGGAACUCCCUUCGCCAGCAACCCCAUCACCCAGUACUGUAUUAAACCAAUGAGCGGGCUGAUCUAGUUAUAAAACACCCAUGAUCCAGUUACUCUUAAAAGCCCCACCUGGGAACACACGAGGCUUUGGGGGGAUAUUUUAUAUAUAAACCGUAACACUUUGCAGGAUAUUUCUAGUUCUCAAUACAGGAGGGCAGUUAUUCCUCAUUUUACAUACAUAUGAGGACACUGAAGCUCAAAGAAGUCAAGUAACUCACAUUCAGGCUCCGUGCACCUGGCCCCCAAUCCGGGCUUAAAUCCUCCAGUGGCUCCACUGCUUCACCUUGGAGAGCAUGGCAGCCCCAGUCACAUGGUAGCAGGGCACUUUGCCAAUUUUGGCAUUGUCUUUGGCCCCACAAGUGUGGUGGGGUUGGAUCUGAGGCAGUGGCCUGGAUCUGCCAUCCUCUGAUUGAGCAGCACCAUUUCCUUCAAGGCUUUUUGACUGCAUUCCAGCAAGGCCAAGUUGCUCUCCUGUCUAGACCUUCUCCAUCCCUUCUCCAUCCACGAGAAUGCCCUAGUGCAUCUCUCUGUUCAUGCCCGUUGACCAUGUGUCGGUGCCGUGUGCUCCACUGUGUCACACUCAGUGAUGGAGGGUUAAGAUCAGAAAGAAGUGAGUGGGAGCUGGGUUCGAAAUUGGGAAGUUUCAGUUAUGGUCCUGCUCCUGCCCUAGUAAAGCAUGUGAUCUGGGGUCUCAUCUGCCUGGAUCUCAGUUUUCUUUUUCUUGUCUCUAAUGAAGAUUAAAGUAGAAGGUGUCACAUGGUUCUGCUUGCUCAGGUACACCACUUUUUUACCCCUCGGUGCUGGGAUCGUAGUAGCGCCUCUGGCAUGCCACCCAAGUGCUCUACCACUGAGUUAAGCCCAGGUCCCUACAUAGCUCUCUUCCGUGGUUCACACUAUUUCAUGCAUUUUCCUUGUCUGCCAGUUGGAUUGUAAGUUCUUUGAGGGGAAACAUCAUUUCCUAUAUUCGCCUCAUAUGCCAAUAUAUUAUCUUAUCAUACAUGUAUUAUAUGCUCACAUUAAAAAUUUUAGAGUAUAAAAAAUAUGAAUAGAAAACCAAACUCAGUUUCUCCUAUACCAACACUCUCCUAACACUUCUCAUACCAAGGUAAGGGGUUUGUCCACCAAGCAAGUCGUGCUGCAGAUGGAGACCCCAGCUGGUGUCCUUUAAUUCACCUCCGUUCUGACAGGAGUGAGACAUGGGGUGUGGAGCUCCCAGUCCUCUCAGGCUCCGCCACCCUUCGGGAAGCUCCGUGUAUUCAGCGGUCCGGCUUUCUCAGUGCUGCUGGGUUCUUCGGGAGGUUGCACUGCAUAGGCAAGGUUGAUUAAAUCGUUGGCCAGGUUCCCCUCAGCCCCUAUCCUGAUGCUCGCCGGGAGCCUCAGCCAGGAGUUAACAGAGACUGAUUAUCACUUUGACGAUUUUAAGAAUUUUGGGAGCUGUGUGCCAGGAAAUCGGGAUGAAGACUAAAUAUGUAUUUUACAGUAUCACAGCAUACAUAAAAAAGAAAGUAAAAUCACCAUGGCCCCACUGUCUGGAGGUAUUUACUGGCAGUCCUUUGUUGCGCAUCCUUCAGAAUCAUUUUCUGUAUACCUGAUGUAUGUGCAUAUAUAAGUAUGUAUGUAUUGUACCAUUUUAAACUUUAUUGUGGCAAAGUGUCCAUCCCAUGUACUUUACCGUUUUAACCCCUUUUGAGUGUGAAAUUCAGUAGCAUUUUGAGUACAUACAUUCUCCUUAUUGAGCAACCCUCAUCGCUGUCCAUCUUUGUUGUAUGUGUUGACAAAAUAAGAAUUCUGCUUUACAGUAAAGAAGAAAAUCGUUUAUUCUGAGCCAAACAUGAGUGACCAUGACCUAGGAAGGCAGAUUCAAGAUACUUUAGUGACAUGUUCUGACUGGAAGGAGGUUAUACGAAUUCUUAUAGCCAGAGAACAAAGAGAGGCAUUACUACAUUUAACAAAUAGUUAAAUUUGGCAUCAGGUAGGCAGCCUGUUGCAAAGGAGGAAAUCUUUCCUAUAGAAAUCAGGUAUUAUCCCACUCUUCGCCUUAGGGUUGGUGGAGACUGGAGUUCUAUUAAGCUGAGCGAUACAUUCCAGAACGUUUACCUCAUAGGAGAAUGUGAGGUCAGAUAACAAAUGUUAAAAUAAGUGGCUGGUUUUCCAGAGCUCUUGCGAUAGCCCAGGAUAAUCUGAGCUCUGCACCUGUAGCACUCCGUCUCUCAGUCACCAUGUUCUACUCAGCUGAGGUGGCAGUGACCUUCGAGGAUGUGGCUGUGCUCUUUACUCGGGAGGAGUGGAGGAAGCUGGACGCUCUGCAGAGAAGCUUGUACCGGGACGUCAUGCUGGAGAACUACAGGAACCUGACUUCCCUGGGAUUCCCCUUUACCAAACCAAGGGUGAUCUCCCUGUUGCAGCAAGGAGAGGAUCCCUGGAAGGUUGAGAAAGAAAACCCUGGAGGCCCCUCUCUCGGAUGGAAGAGCAGUUAUAAAACCACAAGGUCAACUCAAACACAAGACUCUUCGUUUCAGGACCUGAUGAUGAAAAACCUCAAAAGGAAUGGAGCCUGGGACUUGAAAUCAGAAAAACUUUGUAUAUAUGAAGACAAAUUCAAGAAGCCAGAUAAAAAGGAAAGUUUUCAGAUAGUUUCAAUCACCCACAAAAAAAUCGUGACUGAAGAAAGAAGCCAUAAAAAUUCUGAAUCCAGCCAAAACUUCAGCUCAAAGUCAGUUGUUCCCAGAGAGAAAACACCACCAAAAUGUGAAAAGGAAGGAAACGUUUUCAAACAGAAUUCAAAUUUACCUACUCAGCUGAAAGUCACAGCAGAGAAACGCUAUCAAUGUAAUAUGUGUGACAAAACCUUCAUUAGCACUUCAUCCCUUCGAAAGCAUGAGAAAAACCAUAGUGGAGAGAAAUUAUUUAAAUGUAAGGAAUGUUCAAAAGCCUUUAGCCAAAGUUCAGCUCUUAUUCAACAUCAAAUAAUUCAUACUGGAGAAAAGCCCUACAUAUGUAAAGAGUGUGGGAAAGCCUUCACUCUCAGUACAUCCCUUUAUAAACAUUUAAGAACCCACACUGUAGAGAAAUCCUAUAGGUGUAAGGAAUGUGGUAAAGCCUUCAGCCGAAGGUCCGGGCUUUUCAUACAUCAGAAAAUACAUGCUGGAGAAAACCCUUAUAAAUAUAAUCCAGGUAGGAAGGCAUCUAGUUGCAACACAGCCCUUCCUGGUCAAAUAAUUUAUUCCAGAAAAAAGUCUUAUUUAUGUAAUGAGUGUGGUAACACCUUUAAAUCCAGCUCAUCUCUUCGUUAUCAUCAGAGAAUUCAUACUGGAGAGAAGCCUUUCAAAUGUAGUGAAUGUGGGAGAGCCUUCAGUCAGAGUGCAUCACUCAUUCAACAUGAACGAAUUCACACUGGAGAAAAGCCCUACAGGUGUAAUGAAUGUGGAAAAGGCUUCACUUCUAUCUCACGACUCAAUAGACAUCGAAUAAUUCAUACUGGAGAGAAAUUUUAUAAUUGUAAUGAAUGUGGCAAAGCCUUAAGUUCCCAUUUGACCCUUAUUAUUCAUGAGAGAAUUCAUACUGGAGAGAAACCAUGUAAAUGUAAAGUAUGUGGGAAAGCCUUCAGACAAAGUUCAGCUCUCAUUCAACAUCAAAGAAUGCAUACUGGAGAACGACCCUAUAAGUGUAAUGAGUGUGGCAAAACAUUCAGAUGUAACUCAUCCCUUAGUAAUCAUCAAAGAAUUCAUACUGGAGAGAAGCCUUAUCGGUGUGAGGAAUGUGGGAUGUCAUUUGGCCAAAGUUCAGCUCUUAUUCAACACCGAAGGAUUCAUACAGGAGAGAAACCCUUUAAAUGUAAUACAUGUGGGAAAACUUUUAGACAAAGCUCCUCACGUAUUGCACAUCAGAGAAUUCAUACAGGAGAGAAGCCCUAUGAGUGUAACACAUGUGGGAAACUUUUCAACCACAGGUCAUCCCUUACUAAUCAUUAUAAAAUUCAUAUGGAAGAGGACCCCUAGAAAGUAGAUUUGCAUGUGUAAAAGUCUAAAAGCAAAGCUCAUCGUCAGAUGCACACUUGAAAAUGUUACAGUGUCAUGGCAGGCCAAAAACAAAUUCCUGUAAUCAUUUAGUUUCCAUCAAAUAUUAAAUCUCAUGGAUAAAAUCUUAACUAUGUAUCAGAUAGGAAAUUGUUCAUACCUGUUGGACAUUUUUUUAAGUAACGAGAUGAAUUCAUAACUGGAGACAUUGACUUUGGGCAUUUGUAAAAUAAAGAUGUUUGUUUUUCCUCAAUAAAAGUAUACACUUAGACGUAUGUGAUCAUCAAAAAUAUCCGAGUGGAUAGGGAGCUGUGCUCUGGAUUUCACGUAAAACCACCAAACUACACUGGAAAAUAUUUUUAUAAUGUUUUAAUAAUGUAGGAAAGGAUAAAUCACAUAAAUUAUACAUUUUUAAAGAAAAGACCAAAAUAAAAUAUAAAAAUGAACUGAAAACUACCUCUCAUUCUCUAAAGUGUAUCCUUUUUCUGACCUAAAGUCAAACAUUGUGCAUGGAUUUCCUUAAAAUGGAAGAAAAUUUAAAUGUGGUCUAUUCCUUUGUUUUGCUAUUAAUAGCUGUGAAUUGGAAAUUAAAUUAUCUACCCAA